Ctenocephalides felis (cat flea) is the source of this 427-nucleotide messenger RNA. RefSeq names its product serine/threonine-protein kinase Nek3-like. Gene Ontology annotation, biological process: protein phosphorylation. Bases 140 to 427 code for a protein of 95 amino acids. The record is from RefSeq and is a predicted model, not a curated record. NCBI's taxonomy places the organism in Eukaryota, Metazoa, Arthropoda, Insecta, Siphonaptera, Pulicidae. Gene Ontology annotation, molecular function: protein kinase activity; ATP binding. The transcript is spliced from 3 exons.
GGGUCUAGUGGUGAAGAUUGGAGAUUUUGGCAUAUCAAAAAUAUUAUUGAAUCAAAGUAAAGCCUUUAGUGUGAUUGGAACACCAUAUUAUCAGUCACCAGAAUUGUGUCAGAAUAAGCCCUAUGGCUACAAAAGUGAUAUGUGGGCAAUUGGCUGCAUUUUAUAUGAAAUGUGCACGUUGAGAAAGGCUUUCGAUGCAACGACACUGGCUGGUCUUGUAAUGAAAAUAAUGGAAGCAAAAAUAACUCCUAUUGAUCCCGGUACAUACAGCACACCUUUAUGGAAUAUUAUUCAGGGUUUGUUGUGUUUUGAUCCAGAUUUGAGACCAAGUGCUGUCCAAUUGUUAUGUCAUCCCUUAAUUGCGCAACUUGUUUUCAAGGCGUAUUCCCAUUCUUUCCAAGACCUACAAGGGUGUUUUCAUAGUUGA